This is a messenger RNA of Ochotona princeps (American pika), 2284 nucleotides long. It is a transcript of the gene TOR1AIP1, whose product is annotated as torsin 1A interacting protein 1. The transcript is spliced from 11 exons. The coding region runs from base 368 to 2131 and encodes 587 amino acids. Gene Ontology annotation, biological process: nuclear membrane organization. The record is from RefSeq and is a predicted model, not a curated record. Gene Ontology annotation, molecular function: ATPase activator activity. Gene Ontology annotation, cellular component: nuclear membrane. Lineage: Eukaryota; Metazoa; Chordata; Mammalia; Lagomorpha; Ochotonidae.
GGAGCGGCCUGGGCCUCGGGCCGGCGGUGUGCCCUGGCAGCCUUCCCUCGCGGGCUGCGUCUGCGUCCCCGCUCUCCUCCUCUUUGGGGCCUCCAGCCAAGAGGCGGGAGUGACCCUCAGGCAGCUGACCCGGCCAGUCCCUGCCUCUCGCACAGCCCUCGGGACACACCAUGGGCCCGGAGGCAGGCGUGCGACGCAGCAGCGACGGCGCAGGCGGCGGCCCCGGCGACGCCCCGCUGCCUCCCUGACCGCCGCGACCGCCGGCAACACACCCCGCGGCCCCGGAGAAGCCGCUCGCCGGCGCGGCCGCAGGGCUCCGGCGCCGCAAGAGCCGUGCUCGCCAUCGACUCAAGCUACGUCGACAGCCAUGGCGGGCGAGGGGCGGCGGGCGGAGCCGCUGCGGGAGGAGGGCUGGCUGCACGUCACGCCCCGGGCCCCCAUCCGGGAGGGCCGGCGGCGGCUCGUCCCGCAACAUGGCGGCGCCGACGGGGACGCGCCCGCCUACGCCACUGCGUCGCGCCAGGGCCGCCGGGAAGUGAGGUUUUCAGAAGAGCCUCCUGAAGUGUACGGCGGCGAUGACGAGCGCCGGGUGACCCAAGAAAAGUCCCCGGCGGGAAGACGAGUCCCGUCCGAAGAUUCGUUCCGGCUCGAUCCUGAGAAAGGGGAAUUGAGGGAAAGCGCCUAUUACCUUCGGCCCCGGACGCGGACGCAGCCGCGGCCCCAGGACGCCGGGGAGAUGCAGACGCGGAGGGCUUCGCGCCGGCUCCAGCAGCUCUCGCCGCAGCCCCCUCCAGAGCCGUCUCCGGUGACGCCCCGGAGGGGCUUAGGGGACCCCGAGCCCUCGGCAGUGUUGAGUGAAGAUCCUGUCCUCAGCCUUCGCAGACCCGCGCUCAGAAGCCUACGCUCUGAUUCAGCAUACAAAACAAAUGGAAACACUAAAAUGAGUGACUUAGAAGCCAGUGUGUUCCAACCAGAGCUCGGAUUCUCUGAAGAAGGAGAAUCUGAAGAUAAUGACCAGGACAGCUGCUUCGGGAGCGAUGCCACGACAGAAUCCAGGGAAUCUGUGGAACCGGAAGAUCACACCACCAAAUCACAUGAUCCGUCUGCAGAGUCCUCUUGGCAGUUACCGCAGAGCACAGAGUUGAGGGCUCGGGACGGGCAGCCUGUGCGGUUCAGAUAUCAAAAGAUACCCCAAGAAUGGGAUGAACAAACAUUGAGAAUGAGGGCUGGGUUGCAAACGUCUGCACCAGGCAAGAGUGCAGUUCAAGGCCACGUUUCAGACGAUGACAGGAAUCAGAAAACCGAGCCGAGAAACCACUCUCCGCUGAUCAGCCGCCACCAAGCAACUGAACAAGCCGCACGUGAGUCUUACGUCAAGAUGCAGUGGUGGUGGUGUCUCCUUGUCCUGAUACCUGCUCUGGCCUACUGGCUGUCUUGGUUGUAUUACACUCCUGAGGUGGACACCUCCGCUGUCCGGCAGUUCCAGGACCAGAUGAAACAGCUGAAGAAUAAGUACCAAGGUCAAGACGAGAAGCUCUGGAAAAGAAGCCAGAUGUUCCUGGAAAGGCACCUGAACAGCUCGCAGCCGCGGCCGCAGCCUGCCAUCUUACUGCUCACAGCGGCCCGAGAUGCUGAGGCCGCGCUCAGGUGCCUGGGCGAGCAGAUUGCUGAUGCCUACUCUGCCUUCCGCAGCGUCCGCGCCAUCCGCAUCGACGGGGCGGGCAGAGCUGCUCAGGACAGCGACGCCGUCAAGCUGGCCGUAGACGCGCAACUGAGCCACGGCUUCGAAAACGGCCAGAACGCCGCCGUGGUCCACCGCUUCGAGUCGCUGCCGGCUGGCUCCACUUUGAUCUUCUAUAAGUACUGCGACCAUGAAAAUGCAGCCUUCAAAGAUGUCGCCCUGGUCCUGACCGUCUUGUUGGAGGAGGAGACGCUUGACAGCAGUCUAGGCCUAAAAGAAAUUGAGGAAAAAGUGAGAGAUUUCCUCAAAGUCAAGUUCACCAGUUCUAACACCUCCAGCUCCUACAGCCGUAUGGACCCAGACAAACUGAAUGGCCUGUGGAGCCGCAUUUCUCACCUAGUCCUGCCUGUGCAGCCGGAAACUGCCCUGCAGGGGGGCAGCUGCUUGUAAGAGGUGAAGGAAGAGAAAAUCAUGUCUCCCAAGUUCUGAGAAUGUUUCAGACUUUCUAACCAGACCCAGAAUUUAAAGCACUUUUGAAAAGAACUGGUUUCUUCUGAAAGGAAGUUGAGUUCUUGUGUAAACAUGAAACAUCUAAGUGAUUGA